Messenger RNA from Linum trigynum, 618 nucleotides. NCBI's taxonomy places the organism in Eukaryota, Viridiplantae, Streptophyta, Magnoliopsida, Malpighiales, Linaceae. The record is from the annotation of a GenBank genome assembly.
UUCGCUUGAUCAACACAACAUGCCUUCAAUAAGCAGAAGUUUCCGUAUGGCUUCAUCCGCCAACGAUGUGUGGGGGGCGAUUUUCGGUGCCACCUAUGUGUACCCGCUGGCCAUGCCCGCCCAUUAUGACGCCAUCCUAGUGACCGGCCGAGACGGUCUAACCGCCGGUUCGAUUCGCCAGAUCACCUAUGGAUAUGAGAUAGCGGGUAUGGUUAGGCGGGCGACCGAGGAGAUCACCGGGGUCGACCAUGAGAAUCGAACCAUUGAUUUGGGGUUUCGUAAUGACGAUGACAUCGUGGGCACGUUCUUUCGUUCCGCCUCCAUGGUCGUAAAGGUGGAUCCGAAUUCCGUCGGCGACGGCCCCAACAGCCGAGGUUCCAACAUCACCUGGACUUUGACCUACGCUUCCGAUUCCAAUGGCAGCCUCAAUUUGAAAAAGUUCGAGAAUGCUACAGCGCGCGGAUUCGAGACUUUGGACGCUUAUCUAAUGAACGCCUAAGAUCAUUCCUUUAUCCACAGAAAAGACGUACUGAAUCUUCGAUUUCUGUUUUUCGGUCUUUUUUUUCCCUAACACUUCUAUAUGCACGUUGGUGUGCUCAAUAAAUAAUCAAUCCAUAU